This is a messenger RNA of Ambispora gerdemannii, 2001 nucleotides long. The record is from the annotation of a GenBank genome assembly. Lineage: Eukaryota; Fungi; Glomeromycota; Glomeromycetes; Archaeosporales; Ambisporaceae.
AUGGUUCGUUAUAUUCAUCUGAUCAAGAGUCUGCAUGCAGAGAAGAAUGCAUUUUUCUACAAAGUUGCAGAAGCUUUUGUGCUUUUGCUCUUCCUUGUUUGGUUGCUCGCCAACAAGAUCGAGUCACCUGCGAUUCAUACACCUGCAUGCCUCCUUUCCUAUAUCAACAACCACCAACGAGCUGCUGCACAGAACGUGGUGGUUGACAAACUCGAUGGCAUCAAUGAGAAUCUGUGUGAAAUUCGCAGCAAUUGUAACUGGGUUAGACCACAUAACAACCAUCAAAAGUCUAGCCCUCCCAAACCAACCAAAUCGUAUGAUGGAGACGUUUUAACUCUCUGGAACAAGUUUGCUCACCUCUUUGAUGCAAAGAGAAAACUCAAUGACAUUAGCCUGUCUGAAAUGUACUGCAAGGUUAAGGGUGAGAUCGAUAACCUAGAGAGGGGUACCAUCGGAACCUCUAUGUUGGAGAACUUUUACAAAUGUAGAACGAAUCCCAAACCCAAAACCUUAAAAGUGAUAGCGUCAUGGAUAGAAAACGAGAGGAGAGAUCGGUUUACUUCUUACGCGUCACGACAAACAGCGAGAUACAGCAUGGAGCUUCAGAAAGUUUUGAACAAAAUAAUCGAGGCAAACCCAAGCCUUUCCGAAACACAAAGAUCCUGUAUCACAUGGCUAUUACAGUCCUUCAAUCCGGUGCCCUUGGAAUUUUAUCGAUUUUUAAAUCGGAAAACGAAACAUACUGCAGUCAGUGGGUAUCUUUCAGCACUUUCACAUGUCUUGGAGAUGUCGGACGACAUGCCUGAAGAAAAGAGGGUCUUGUUUGGAGAGAUCCAACAAAAAUGGAAGGACGGCAUGUUCAACAGCGACUGGACAGUAUAUGCGGCAGAACGGUCAGCACUAUCAUCUGUCAAAACAAGCAUCUCCGUCCAGAAAGACUUCAAUAGUGAAGUUUCGUCUCACUGCACUAAGAAGCGGAAAUAUGACCCAUCGACGCCAAAUAAACCAGUGAUCAGGGUCGACAUGGAAGGAUUAUACCCUCAGAUAUCAUUCGAAAAGAAAAUUAGGUUCGCUGCAAGUGAAUCCAACAACGAUGAAGCAACCGCCAGUAGCGAAACAGGUUCUCUGUUAAAUCCAUUCGAAGUCCCUCAAGGAACGGAAACGGACAGCGGACAGAACCAGAUUGCUACUUGGCGCAAGUGGUUAGAGUACAUCCUUGAGGUUCCCAUAGAGGAUGUAAGGAUAAAAAUUCUGACACUCCCAUAUAGCAAUAAGAAUAAGUUUGAAGCGACUAUGAUUCAAUACAUUGGCAAAGUGCUAAUGGAUUUCGUUAACAAAGUCAUUGAUGUCCCUGGCAAUGUCCUAUUCAUUGAUGAUAUUGAGCGAGACUGGAUCAUCAGUAAGCUGUCACCACUCUUUGUUUAUCUAGAAGCCACAUUCAUAAAUCGAGUCCGAUUCCACUGGCAAGUGGUUGAGCACGAUAUAGAGCCUACUCACGAGCGUCUCGUCCGUGAUGGUAACACCACCAACAAAGACCGGCUGAAAGCUGACAUGGUUGGCGUUCGGCUUUGUGACAACCGGCAAAUAGUGUUUUUAGAAAUGAGUGGAGCACCCACGGACUUUUUACAACCGCAUACCAUUACGGACGUUCAUAAGACGAUUCAAGAACGAAUUGAUGCGGUCAAUUCGUUGCUAUUGGAUUUCUUAGAUUAUGAUGUGCGAUAUGCGGGGAAGAUUCGUUCGCUAACUGUUCAGGGAAUCAGAGAUCGGCUUACAUUACGAUCAAUUUUUUUAAGAGGGAAGGAGGAUUACGUUGAUGAGGAGAUUUUAUCAGCAAUAUUCCCACUUAGUUGGGAGCUCCGCUUCCAAUUUUUGGAAAUAUUUGAACUAACUGAAUAUAUAAUGCUAUCAAUUAUAGAAUACCCAAAUGUGAUAAAAGAGCUGAGAAAGCAUCGUGCAGACUCUCUGGAAUUUUCUAUUAGGCAUUGUCUUUCAAAUUAG